CGCCCGGCGCCGAGACCAUCCCGAGGCCGCUGGAAAUUGGCUCCUGCUGCAGCGGACGCGGAGACCGGCGCGGACCAGCGCGUUCCCUCCGCCGGAGCUGCGAACUCGGGGAAAGAGACGCCGCGGCGGCGGCGGCGGCCGCCGUUGGAAUGCAGCGCGGGGAGCAGCGCAGCUGGCUCAGGACGCCCUCCGCCUGGGCUGCCCUUUUCCUCCUCUCGUGCUGCGCCCGGGCUUUAAUUCUACAUGUUGCUGCUGAAAAUGAAAAGGAUUGGACUGAACUCCUGUCAGAGAUGCCUGGAAAAAGUGGGAAUUCAAGUCAAAUAAGCAAAGAGCUAAAAGAAAUAGUGUUUGUCAUCCAGAGUCAGAGGAAUUCUUUUCAUUUGAAGAAAGCAAAUGAUCUUAAACAAAGUAUUUUAAAACAGGCUGCCUCUGUGGGAAAGGAAAUGCCUACAGUUCUGCUUACUCAUCAGAUGGACAGACAUGAAGGGACAUGGACUAUUUUACCAUUAAUGCAUGAGUUUUCUGUUUCAUAUGGCAGAAACUCCUCAUGGAUUUUUUUCUGUGAAGAAGAUACAAGAAUACAUAUUGUAAAGCUACUGAAAACACUUAGAAGAUAUGACAAAUCUAAGGAAUUUUUUUUAGGCAAAGCACUACAUGAUGAUGAAUCUACAAUUAUUCACCAUUAUGCCUUUGCAGAAAACCCUACAGUUUUUAAAUUUCCAGAUUUUGCUGCUGGCUGGGCACUUAGUAUUCCACUUGUAAAAAAGCUUGCAAAGAGACUGAAGAAUGAACCUUUAAAGUCAGAUUUUACAAUAGAUUUAAAACAUGAGAUUGCAUUAUAUAUCUGGGAGAAAGGGAUUGGACCACAACUCACCCCAGUAUCUGAAUUCUGUACAGAAGACUUCAACUCUCCUAACGUUGCUCAUUGUGCCACUACAUUCACUAGCUUCCUCCCACUAUGUGGUGAUCCUGUGAAGAAGACGAAUAUCUUUAUUGCUGUAAAAACAUGCAGAAAAUUCCAUGGAGACAGAAUACCUAUUGUGAAACAAACCUGGGAAGGAGAGGCCACUUUCAUUGAGUACUACAGUGACUAUGCAGAAAGUUCAAUACCUGCUGUUGAUAUAGGAGUACCAAAUACUGAAAGAGGCCAUUGUGGAAAGACUUUUGCCAUUUUGGAAAGAUUUUUAAAUCGUAGUCCUGCUACAAUGCCUUGGUUAGCCAUUGUGGAUGAUGAUACCUUGAUAAGCGUCUCUAGGCUCCAGAAAUUACUCAGCUGCUAUGACCCAAGUGAGCCAGUGGUUCUUGGGGAACGCUAUGGCUAUGGUUUAGGAUCGGGAGGCUAUAGUUACAUUACUGGUGGAGGAGGGAUGGUCUUCAAUAGAGAAGCAAUCCAAAGAUUGUUUGCUAGUAAAUGCCGGUGCUACAGCAAUGAUGCCCCUGAUGAUAUGGUAAUUGGAAUGUGUUUCAGUGGUUUAGGAAUUCCAGUUACACACAGCCCUCUCUUCCAUCAAGCUCGACCAAUGGAUUAUCCAAAGGACUUCCUAUCCCAUCAAGUUCCAAUAUCAUUUCAUAAACACUGGAAUGUUGAUCCAGUAAAGGUUUAUUUCAAAUGGUUGGCUCCAAAAGUGCAAGAUUUGGAAUAUGGAAGUAAACAUGUCAGAGAGGAUUUAUAAUCUGUGAAAGUAUUUAAAUAUUGGUACAGGCUUAAUAUUUAGAAUAUAGAUUGGAUUUUAUUGCUCUAUUUAUAAUUACUUGUUGCCCAUAUUGUACAAGACAAUAAGGGCACAAUCCAGUACCACUUUUGGCACAGUAUGCUGUUUUCUCCCUUUUGGAACACUAUAAUUUGUAUGACAUAAUUAGAACCACUGUUUAGGGAUAUAGUGUCUAUGCACAAGCCAUUUAAUCCCUUUAUUGCCACAUUGUGCAUUCCUUUGGGUUGGUACUAAUGAAGGAUGGCUUGGAAACAAGUUUAUAUUGAAUCCUGUGAGAGUCCUCCACAUAGUAUUCACAGUUGCACUAGACCAUGCUCUGAAUAUCGCUGUUAAAAAUAAAAGGGAUACAAAGUCAUAUUUGUGCACAUA
This is a messenger RNA of Candoia aspera, 2081 nucleotides long. It is a transcript of the gene B3GLCT, whose product is annotated as beta 3-glucosyltransferase. NCBI's taxonomy places the organism in Eukaryota, Metazoa, Chordata, Lepidosauria, Squamata, Candoiidae. Gene Ontology annotation, cellular component: membrane. The transcript has 15 exons. Gene Ontology annotation, molecular function: acetylglucosaminyltransferase activity. The record is from RefSeq and is a predicted model, not a curated record. Bases 150 to 1673 code for a protein of 507 amino acids.